CGUGGGACGCUUCCGCCGUUGGCCGCCUACCCUCCCGAUCGUUGGGCCUCCUCUGUGGUCCCUUCAGUGACUGCCUCGUUCCAUCUCACUGCCCUCAGCCUCCUCUCAGGGCGGCCACUUCGGGUGCCACCACCUGCGCCAUUGCCAUCGUCGCCAGUCCGGCUGAGGUAACUGCCCACUGCCAUGUCCACCACGGGGGAUGGAAAUCUGGCCCCUGGCGGGCAGGAAGGCCUAGCAGGUGUGGCGGAGGCGCAGGCCGGAGCCCGCGACGGUGUGGACCGCAGCUCCGAGCCUCGCAGGGGCGACUCCAUGCCUGAGGCUGAGGCGGGUGGAGUCGUGGGGGCCUCAGGAGGCCAGAGGGAGGCGGCCCUGGAGGGCGGGAACGCUGAGGAGGAGUCGGACAUCGGGCCGGCUGAGGAGGAGGAGGAGGAGGAGCAGGCGGAGGGCGUGAACCGCGUGGUGGAUUCACGCCACUUCCCCAUGACCGGCUUCCGCUUAACGUUCCUGAAUCUGAUGCACUCGAUGCUGAACCGUUUGCACAACAACCACGUCCUAGUGCGGCCAAAUGACGACCACGUGCUGGUCUGGCACCAGACCCGGCCGCGCUCGUCCAACCACGGCUCAGCCACCGUGGCCGAGUUCUCCGAUGUCCCGGUGCCAUCAGAUGGACCGGGGGAGGGGCAGGCGGAGGGGCAGGUGGAGGAAGCCCCGGCCCAGGAGGUGGAGCAGGCGGAGGAAGCCCAGGAGGCCGAGGAAGCUGAGGAAGCCGAGGAGGCCGAGGAAGCCGAGGAGGCCUCUUUAUGGGAGACGGCCACCGAGGAGUCUGAGUCCAGCUUGUGGGAGAUGGCACAGGAGCCGGCCGCCCCCGAGAAAACAGCUGAAUGCCAGGAUGAGAACUCCAAAGAAGAGGCGCAGGCCACCAAAAGUGAGGGGAAAGAAAAGAAGUAUAACAAAAAACAAGAAGAACCAGAAAAGGAUCCGGACCCAGCAAAGGACAGGCCCAGAAAGUCCAGUUUGGAAGACUAGAAAGAAGACAGAGAAAGAAGAAAGGAUCCAUUGUUCACUAUUUUUAGAUUUUUCAGAAGCCCAUGGGAAUAUUAUUAACACUGAUUUCAUUCCAAAAUCCAUCACCCAAAAAGCAACUGUCUAAUAACAUCUAAUAAGAAAUCCAAUAUCUAAUUGGCUUUUAUCUUUUAUAGAUAUAUUUGACAGCAUUUGUUCUAGUUAAAACUAAGUUUUAAAGUAGUAAACUGAAGAGUAGAUAGAUUUAUGUAUAAAAAUAAUCCUGAUUUAAAUCUCUUUAAAAAUGAGAAGCCGUUUUACAUCAUUGGAAGGCAUCACAUUCCACCAUUUGAUAAGCCUGUUUUAAAUUCUUUUAUUGCAGCCCCCAAAAAAAUUUGUAUUUAAAACAAUUUUGUAAAGACAGAAAUAGAGGUCAAGGCUUUAGAUCUGAACUUGUUUACUGUACUAGUCACUAGCCAUGUGUGGCUGCUGAGCAUUCAAAAUGGGGCUAAUCUCAGUUGAAAUGUGCUACAAAUGUAAAAAAAUACGGUGUCUCAUUAAUAACUAAUUACAUGUUGAAAUGAUAAUCUAGUAUUAAAUAUAGUAUUAAAAUUA
Capra hircus (goat) is the source of this 1617-nucleotide messenger RNA. RefSeq names its product cancer/testis antigen 47B-like. Bases 184 to 1026 code for a protein of 280 amino acids. NCBI's taxonomy places the organism in Eukaryota, Metazoa, Chordata, Mammalia, Artiodactyla, Bovidae. The transcript has 3 exons. The record is from RefSeq and is a predicted model, not a curated record.